Molecule: messenger RNA, 2674 nt
Organism: Nerophis ophidion (straightnose pipefish)
Lineage: Eukaryota; Metazoa; Chordata; Actinopteri; Syngnathiformes; Syngnathidae
Product: all-trans-retinol 13,14-reductase-like
Exons: 12
Coding region: 580-2400 (606 amino acids)
Molecular function (GO): oxidoreductase activity
Source: RefSeq, a predicted model, not a curated record
UUCAGACUGUUGCUUUAACUCAGUGUUCCUUGCUGUACCUGAAUGCUACUUUAACUCAGUGUACCUGGAUGGACCUGACUUGUAGUUUAACUCAGUGUACCUGGCUGGUCUUGACUUCUACUUUAUCUCAGUGUACCUGGCUGGUUCUGACUUCUACUGGUCCUGACUUCUACUUCAACUCAGUGGACCUGGCUGGUUCUGACUUCUACUGGUCCUGACUUCUACUUUAACUCAGUGUACCUGGCUGGUUCUGACUUCUACUUUAACCCAGUGUACUUGGCUGGUCGUGAAUGCUGCUUUAACUCGGUGUACCUGGCUGGUCCUGAAUGGUGCUUUAACUCAGUUUACCUGGCUGUUCCUGACUUGUACUUAAACUCAGUGUACCUGGCUGUUCCUGACUUGUACUUAAACUCAGUGGACCUGGCUGUUCCUGACUUGUACUUUAACUCAGUGUACCUGGCUGGUCCUGAAUGGUGCUUUAACUCAGUAUACCUGGCUGGUCCUGACUUCUACUUUAACUCAGUGUACCUGGCUGGACCUGACUUCUACUUUAACUCAGUGGGUGUACCUGGCUGGACCAUGUGGUGGUGGCUGCUGGCCGUGUUGCUAGCAGGAACGUUGGUGGCCUUCCUCACCUUUGGUCGCCGUUACAAAGUAUUCAGCGAGAAGAACCUGAGAGCUCCUGCACCUUUUGUCAGCGACAACAAGAAGAGAGACGACAGGCUGAAGAAAGGAUUCCGCUUGGAUCGAGUUCCAGGCAACUUGGACGCCGUGGUAAUCGGCAGCGGCGUGGGAGGACUGACAGCGGCGGCCAUCUUGUCCAAAGCUGGAAAGAAAGUUCUGGUUUUGGAGCAACAUGACCAGGCCGGUGGAUGCACACACACCUUCCAAAAUAAAGGCUUCGAGUUUGAUGUUGGUAUUCAUUAUCUUGGUCAGCUUCACGACAACAGUCUACUUCGAGUGGCUCUGGACCAAAUCACAGAGGGUCAGCUGCAGUUCACCCGACUUGAACAACACUUUGAUACUUUAGUUCUGGGCCAGCCUGGACAACACAGGGAGUACCACAUCCAUGCCGGAAAGACUGAAAUGGCAGAGAGUCUGAAAAAACAGUUUCCAGGGGAGGAAGAUGCCAUCGAUGAAUUCUUUCGCUUGAUGAAGUCGGUGUCAAAGCGGACGCCACUAAUCGCCUGUUUGAAGAUUAUUCCUUACUGGCUGGUCACAUUCCUCAUUUGGGCGGGUCUAUUGGAUCGCAUAUCAACAGUGUUCCGCCUGGCGACAACAAACCAUUCUGAAAUGAUGUCCCGUCUGACAGACAACAAGGACUUGCAAGCCUUGUCCGCCUACCUCUUCUAUGGUGUGCCUCCUAAAGAGUCCAGCUUCCUCAUCAACGCUCUUCUUAUUCACCAUUACAAGCGAGGUGCGUAUUAUCCACGAGGGGGCGCCAGUGAGUUUGCCUUCCACAUCAUUCCGGUCAUCCAGCAGUCAGGGGGCGCUGUGUUGGUCCGAGCUCCUGUGCAGCGAAUUCUGCUGAACCAGCAAGGGAGAGCCUAUGGUGUGACAGUUCUGAAAGGCCAAGAGGAGUUGGAGAUCUUUGCUCCUGUUGUCAUCUCCAACGCAGGAAUUUUCAACACCUUCCAGAAGUUUUUGCCCCGGCAGAUCCAAGAGAAAGCAGAGAUCCAGUCCUUGUUGAGCAUGGUGCGUCACGGUAUGGGCUCCUUCUUGGUCUUUGUUGGUCUGGACGGAACCAAAGAAGAACUGGGAAUCGUUUCCACCAAUUUCUGGAUGUACAAAGACAACGAUCUUGACGCACUGAUGGAUCAAUACUCCUCCCUGAGCAGAGAGCAGGUACUUGGCAACAUUCCCAUGAUGUUCAUCACCUUUCCGUCUGCCAAAGAUCCCACCUCCAGCGUUCGGCAGCCAGGGAAGUCCUGCAUGACGUUACUCACCAUGGCUCGCUAUGAGUGGUUUGAGGAAUGGGAGAAGACCAAACUGGGCAAGAGAGGACAAGACUACCUGGACCUGAAGAACGGAAUGUCCCAGGAGCUGCUGGACUGGGCCUUGACCAUCUUCCCCCAACUGAAAGAUAAGGUGGUGAUGGUGGACGCUGCCACCCCCCUGACUAAUGUGCACUACCUGGGCGCCCCCAGAGGUGAGAUGUACGGUGCUGAACACAACUUGGAGCGCUUCACCCCACAGGCGGUGGCUAGGACCAGACCACAAACCCCAGUGGAUGGUCUCUACUUGACAGGGCAGGACGUGUUCUGUAAUGGAAUGGCCGGAGCGCUGCAUGGAGGACUUCUGUGUGCCUCAGCUGUCCUCCAUCAGGUUCUCUACAUCGACCUGCUGGCCCUGAAGUCCCGUAUGAAGAAAAAACAUAAACUCACCCGAAAGUCAGCAUGACAACCCUAAAUAUGUAUCAGGUGUCUGCAGAUACAUAUUACUUUUCACUAUUGUGUUGUUUAUUGUAGUAUUAACAUGUUUUACCAAUUCUGUAACAUAGAUUUGUUAUAUUAUUAACAUGUUUUACCAAUACUGUAACAAAUAUUUAUUGUAGAAUUAACAUGUUUCACUUAUACUGAAACAUAGAUUUAUUGAAGUAUUAAUAUUUGUUACCAAUACCGAAAAAUCUGUUGUUAUGGUUUGUGCUCAGUGAGACUAAAAGGUUUACUUCGCA